Molecule: messenger RNA, 2163 nt
Organism: Cladocopium goreaui
Lineage: Eukaryota; Dinophyceae; Suessiales; Symbiodiniaceae
Source: the annotation of a GenBank genome assembly
AUGGCGGCCCGCGUGCGAGUGCCCAUGUGCAUGAGCGAUAGCAGUGCACAGCACUUGAUUGAAGUGUCUCAGCCUGUGACCUUGGAAAAGAUCAAAGAUGCUGCUGGAAAGAAAUUCAAAGAAUUCCGGCCCAAAAAGGGCCUGGCCUACCACUCCUUCACUGGAGAGGAGCUUACAGACGAUUUGGUGCCCUCGCUCUUCACUGGCGUGGGCAGUGCUGGAGUGGUUUUGAGCAUGAAACCCUGGAAAGGCGCGUCCAAACUGAAGGCAGCCAAGGAUUCCAAGGGCUACGGCGACAUGCCGAAGGUAAGCCUUGAAGGGACAGGAAGCAAGCUGCAGCGAGGAGCAGACAUCCUGCAGGGCUGCGAUGCCUUGCUGGUGCUGGUUGGUGCUGGCAUGGGGGUGGAUUCGGGAUUGAGCACCUUCAGGGCUCAGGAUGGAAGCUACACCAAGGAGGAGUACAUGAACUUGGCGCGACACGCCAGCUUUCGCGAGGACAUUCACAAGGCCUGGGCCUGGCAUGGCGCCAUGCUGCGGCGUUUCUGCAGCACGCUGCCGCAUGCGGGCUAUGCGAAACUGCUGGAGAUUUGCCAGCAAGUUGGCGACUUUUUCAUCUGUACCUCUAACAUCGAUGGCGCCUUUCUGCGCUGCGGCUUUCCACCAGACCGCCUUUUUGAAGCACAUGGCUCCGUGCACAUGUGGCAGUGCUGUGACCCCAAGUGCACCAAGAAUCACAACCCUUGGCCAGCCAAAGUGGAUCAACCAGAGAACCAGCUGCCCACAUGCCGCCACUGUGAACGAGACUAUGCGCGGCCCAACGUGGCCUUUUUUGACGAUGACCUGGGGAGCAACGCCAGGACCUUCAACUCCAAGUACAUCGAGCCGCAACGUGCCCGCUUCCACCGUUGGGUUCAAGCCCUGGCGGGUCGUCGGGUGGCUCUGCUGGAGAUCGGGUGCGGCUGUAGCGAGCACAGCUUGCGCAUGAGGCGCAGGGACGACAGGUCCUGGAUUUGCAUGUCGGGCGAGUGGAAGAUCCCACGUUUGGUGUGUCCUUUGGUGCGGAUCGACCCUGGAGAGGAGGAACCUGAUGACGCUGAUGACUUUGUACAUCUUCAGCUGGGAGCACGGGAAGGGCUGGAACAGCUGGCCCUCCCUGGUACUGAGAGUUCUGCCUCCAACGCGAUUGCGACGGUCGGCUCUCGGCCCGUGAAGGUGCUUUGGGCAUGCAGCAGAAGAUGCUUCGGCAGCGCCAGCUGGUGCUCAAGAGGCAGACGGAUGCCGCCAAGUCCUUUGGGGUUGUGGCGCAACAGCAUGCGCCCACCAGCGAAACCCCACGCCAGGCAGUUCGGACCAGGGGUUGCAGCGUGCCCAACAGCAACACGAAGCGACAAAGUGUUAUUGCGGAGCUGCGGAGCCAUGGCCAUGAGGCUUUGGGUGGUGUUAUUUUGCCAAUGGUCCCCGUUGGUGUGGGCCAGUGCCAACAAUCCCUUCGGCUUCAACUUCAAGGACUUCUCACUGCCUGGCUUUCCAAAGGGCAAGAAGGGCUCUUCCAUCUUUGACGGCCUCGCCUUCUUCUCCGACAAGCACCCCGCGAAGUUCGGCGGCCUGCCAGGCCUACCGAAGAACGCCCAGAAGCAGAGCUCGGGGUCCGAUAUGCUGGGGACCAUGUGUGGCAUGAUGUCGAUGCCAUUUGUCUGCGAUUCCAUAUCUCAGGGUGUCAACUCCGCAGAAUGUAAGAAAAAUCCAGCUGCUUGCUGUGGAAAAUCGGUCAAGAAGUGCAGCGACACGGAUCCCUUUACUUUUGCAUCUCCCUGCGGCUCUGUGAGUCAGAACGCCAAAUGCGUGGGCUCUGUGAUGACCAGCUUUACGAAGGUGGGCGUGUGCAUGUGCCAAGGAGGCUCGACCUGUGAAGGCGCCGGGUCCCGAGCCAAGUGCUCCACCGGAAGCAUGUCCAACAUCUUCAGCAACCUCGAGGAGGAAGAUGAGAUUGAAGCUGAAGCAGAGUUAAACAUCAGCGGCUGGCUCGCCCUGGUGACUUUCUGCACCUGUCUCCUGCUGUCCGUCUCCCUGACGCUCCGUGGCAUGCGCUGGCUGCGGUCCAACGUGGGGCAUCGGGAGCACAGCCAAUUGCUUCAGGAUGUGGAGGCGGAAGUCCUGGAUUGA